AUGACUGGCUCAGUUACCUACAACGAUAUCACAUUAUUGAAACAGAGGAAGAAAGUCAAAAAGACGAUCAUUAAGCUUCUAGAAGCCAUAUUACCUAGCUUUUCAAGAGCAGUGGCCAAGGAACAUGAUUGGAAAAGGGGAGACAUUGGAUGUGCUCUAUUACCUUUUGGAUCAUACGCACUAGGUGGGUAUCUUAGAAAUGCAGAUAUUGACCUUAUCCUAGUAUGUCCUCAAUCCGUCCAUCGAAGGGAUUUCUUCAAACUUUUCCCACCAUUGUUAAAGCAGCAACCACAAGUAACAGGCUUAGAGACGGUACAAAGGGCCACUGUCCCUAUUAUCAAGUUUAAUAUUGACAAAAUACCUGUUGACAUUUCAUUCGUCCGACUUAGGAUUGAUAAAGUGAUUCCCAACAUUAACUUUCUGGAUGAUUCUUUAUUGAUGGAUAUUGAUGAAGCUUGUUUAGCAAGCAUGGAUGGUCCUCGUGUGAAUCAGUUCUGUAAAAGCCAGAUCAAACAACAGCAUGUAAGGCUAUUUCAGACAUGUUUACAAUGCAUCAAGCAUUGGGCAACAGAACGUGGUAUUUAUAGUAAACCCAUUGGUUAUCUCAACGGGAGUGCUUGGACCUUGUUACUCGUAAAGACGUACAUGUCAAUCAAGCAUCAGGAGGAACUGACAGUGACCUAUGUCCUACAAGAGUUCUUCAAGAUGUGGAGUCGCUGGCCAUGCCAAACUCCAGUGAUGUUAACAAAUUACAUACCUGAUAGAAAUGGUCGUAGAAUUGAGUAUAAAAAUCUUACCCAAUUUGAGGAUUCCGUCAUGCCGAUCGUUUCACCCUGUUAUCCGGUAUGUAAUGUAGCACCCAAUGUUACAAAGUCAACAAAAAAGGUCCUACAGCGAGAACUUGAGAGAGGAUAUGCUUUAUUGACCAUGGAAAGAGUAUCAGCGCAUGCUCUUAUUCAUAAACUCUUUAAUCCUAUCAAUUAUCUAGCAAGAUACAAGCAUUUUAUAAACAUUAUAACGAGUACAUCGACAAUAAAUAACCAUGAAGCAUGGACGGGCAGAAUGGCUAUUCAUAUACCAAAAUACAUUGAAAUGAUUGAAGAAGAUCCAGCUAUAAAAGAAGUUCAACCCUUGAUGAAGUCUUACGAUACCGUAGUGAAUUAUAGAACCACUGAAGAAAAGAUUGAUUUACAGAAUGGUUUUACACAAGAAGAGGCAAGAAUACACGACAAUGGUAAAAUGAGCCCAGGAGUCAUUUAUCUGACUUAUUAUCUCAUUGGCAUAACCUUUAAUACAACUCAAAGAAGUGGAUUUAACGAGCUACAGUAA
Rhizopus microsporus ATCC 52813 is the source of this 1329-nucleotide messenger RNA. RefSeq names its product PAP/OAS1 substrate-binding domain-containing protein. The coding region runs from base 1 to 1329 and encodes 442 amino acids. The record is from RefSeq and is a predicted model, not a curated record. Gene Ontology annotation, molecular function: poly(A) RNA polymerase activity; RNA binding. The transcript has 7 exons. NCBI's taxonomy places the organism in Eukaryota, Fungi, Mucoromycota, Mucoromycetes, Mucorales, Rhizopodaceae. Gene Ontology annotation, cellular component: nucleus.